UGAUGAAGACACACACCAGAAAAGGGAACACACAAUUUGCCAAUCAUAUCAACUUGAAGUUUCACAUACUGCAGAGGCCACCAGGAGUAUGCAGCAAAUGGAGAUGUUGGAUUCUGUGAACGAGCAACCGAGAUGUGGACAAAAAUGUAGGAAUACAAAUCAAACAGAGAGAAGAUUCAUUCAGCUGCUUUUCCUCAGCUUUGGUGUGCUGUGUAUCACACAAGCCAUUCUCAAUGUUUCUUUACGUCUUACUUUGUACUCCAACAAGGAAUCAACUCCCCCAUUCUGCAACACAACUCAUAUUACUGACCAAAACCAGAAGAAGAAGUUGGGAAUUGAUUAUGAUCAAAAGAGGCUUGGUGAUUGCAACAGGUUACACGAGAGAUUCAAUGCCUUGACCCGAGAUAAAAACCUGCUUGAAAACAGUAACACUGAACUCAACAACAGGAUAAUGACAUUGGAGGAGGAGAGGGACAGACUGAAAAUGAUACUACGGGAGCUGAGUGGUUCUGUGACCUCUCAGCAGUGUCCCACAGACUGGAAGAACAUCAGGUCCAGAUGUUACUUUCUCUCCAGUGAGAGUAAGACAUGGGAAGAAAGCAGAAGAUACUGUCUGAGUAAAGGAGCUGACCUGGUCGUGAUCAACACUGAACAGGAACAGAGAGACUUGUACCGUCUGGAUGGGACUUCUAAUCUCUUGUUCUGGAUCGGUCUGCACGACACAGGUGGGACCUUCAAAUGGGUGGAUGGAUCUGCGCUGACUAAACCAUUUUGGCAGUCUGGUCAGCCAGAUCGUGGUGGUCCUAACAACAGAGAGGACUGUGUGGAGAUGUAUCACUCUAACCCAGUGCUGGCCAACUGGAACGACGCCCCCUGUGGAAGCAAGCGGCACUGGUUGUGUGAGAUGGAUCCAUUUACCAGUUAGUGUCAGAUCAAGAACAUAAUGUAAUGUGUGUGUAUAUGUGAUUGACUUAAUGUGCUUUUGCGUGCAGCAGCUCAAAGAAGUUCACAUUGUAAAAAUCUCUGAAUAAAAGCUGAUUGUUAAACAACAAUACAUGAAAACAUUACAAUACAUUAAAUCCUAUUACUUUAUAAAGGGAGACUUAUAAGAAGAUUUUACCCAAGUAAUUAGUAAAGAUAUCUGCUGGCAAACUGAAAUACAAAAGAUGACAUUACUGUCAGUAAGGUACUGCUUUUAAUUCUUUAAACCAAAUUUCUUUUAAACAAAUAGAUAAAUAUGAGCAGGUGCAAUCCAGUACUGACAGUAUGUAUCAUUACAGUAAUAAUGACCUUAAUAAGAAUUAAUAAUUGAAAUUCCACAUCAAUGUAAUUUCUGCACCAUGUGACCCUCAGACAGAGGGAGUGUUCAUGACAGAGCUCGCUGGUAAAACAUGAGUCAUCUUUAAAGGUUCUGAAAGUUUCAUAGGUCAAAUACAGAGAAAUCAAAUCUCACAUUUUCCAUGGUGGAAGUCUGUUGUGCUGCUUUCGUCAGUUUCUCUGAGUCUUUAGUCUUUGUCAGGAUGGAGGAAGUUCUCAGCAGAAGUGAUAAUUUUGAGGAAACAGAGUCAAGUGAAACUUUUCUUCACUGUUUUGUUUACAUUUAAAAGAUGAUCAUGUAUAAAUGAUGUACCUGGAGACAAACAUAGCAACCAUGGAAUCCUCAGCCUCCAUUUUGUGCACACCAGUUUUUACAGACACAUCUCACCUCUGUGAUCUGACGUUUUAUCCAGUCCAUCUGCAACAAACCUGAGAUCAAACCCAUGUUUAUCUAUGUAGAAAUGUUCACAUCUGACAGUGUCCUCAGUCGUAGGAGAAAACAAGCACCUUCCCUUUGACAAUUAUGGCUCCAGGGUGUUGUAGCAGUCCUCCACCACCUGAGGGAGCAGAACAACUAAACAUUUCAGCAGAUCAGAAAUUAGAGCGAGCUAUUGACCUCCAUGGAAGCAGAUGGACACUGUGGACAAUGUUACAGUUUGUUGUAGUGGCUCUGACAUUUUGUGUUAUUUUAGCAUAAGAGCACUUAAAUUACUUUUAUAUCUCUUAAUUGUAGAGACUCUUUAGUGACCUACGUACUGUGUAAUGAGUCAAGGAUUUUUUUUUCACAGCAGACACUUUGACCUGUCAUAGUAAGAAGCACAGGUGUUGCUAAUUACAUGGAUGUGUUGUAUUGUAUCUCAGUAAGUCAUGACAGUGUGACAGUGAGCCAUGAUUUAUGAGGGGCCCCUAGGGACGUAAUAUAGAAUUACCAUGCACAUACAGAUAUGAAACCAACUCACUCACAUUAUAUACUGAAAUCUCUCACACAUACAAGUAAUUAUAAACUCUUACAUAUACAACUGAAAUGUUCUCUCACACACAAUAUUGAAAUGUUCUCACACACACACACUUGAAAAAAUGUUCUCACACACAUAUUUAUAUAAACAGUUGUGUAUGUAAGAGCUUUUUACUGGUAUGUAUGAUAGGUUUUCAGUAUAUAAUAUGAAUGAGUUCGGUGUCACGUGUAUGUACAAGGUAAUUCUGAAUUAUGUCCCUUGGGGUCCCUCAUAAAAUCUGCUGUCUUGAUUCUCUGCAGCUCUUCUUCUGCAGAUAAAUGGAUGAUGCUGACCUUUUUUUUUUAACAUGGCAACUAGAAACUGUGAAAACUGACCUGGAGCAGUAAAAGAUAGACUACAUGAAACUGGCUCUUGCAGGUGGUAAGAGAAAUGGCCUGUGAGUCCCGGAGCAUCAUGGGCUGCACAGAAACCCUGUCAUACUAGGUAGUAGUAGAAUUAGUAUGUGUAAAAUUCCUGAUUUUGGCCAGCAAACUGUGCCACAUGUCUACAGUUAUUUCUACAAAUUUUCUGAAAAUGUCUGAAGACAAAUGUUGACUUAUGCAGAACUGUGUCAGUAUUAUUUAUCAGCUGCAAUGGAACUUGAGAAGACAUGCUACAUACCUGUGGAUCACUGACUACACCUGUCUUGGAUUUUCUAAGCCAUCAUCAAUAUUAUUAGUAACACCUGUGUUUUUCCCAUUAUUAAAAAAGGUGAAAAAGAUGUGAAAAAAGCCUAAUGAUGUCCAAUUGUGAUGUCGAACAUCCAAAGAUUGUCAUCCUUAUGCUCCUGAUUGUGACUCUGCAAUCCUCUGAUAUAUAACAUCAUAUAUGAAAUUUGUGCUGUCGCUCUUGUAUGUGAUUUGUACUUUGCUUGGGCCACUGUAACAAACAGCCAUAAAAAUAAUUGCUAUCGA
This is a messenger RNA of Lates calcarifer (barramundi perch), 3226 nucleotides long. RefSeq names its product C-type lectin domain family 4 member E. The record is from RefSeq and is a predicted model, not a curated record. Lineage: Eukaryota; Metazoa; Chordata; Actinopteri; Centropomidae. The transcript has 6 exons. Bases 89 to 925 code for a protein of 278 amino acids.